CACAAUGCCGCGCCCCGCCCCGCGCGCCCCCGCCUUCGGCGGCGCAUGGAGCACUCUCACGCCUCCGCUGACGCCGUGGAUUUCCGAUGUGAUCGCUGCCCUAGGCUUCGACCGCAUGACCCCAGUGCAGGCCGGCACGAUCCCGCGCGCGAUCAAGAACCAAGACUGCGUCGUCGAGGCCGUCACGGGCUCGGGCAAGACGCUCGCCUUCGUCGUGCCUGUGCUCGAGCGCAUCGUGCGCUCAGAACACGCGUACAAGCGUGGCGAGGUCGCCGCCGUCGUGAUCGCGCCGACGCGCGAGCUCGCCUCGCAGAUACACGAGGUGUUCAACAUGUUCCUGUCGACGUUCACGCCCAAGGAGGCGACGCCGGUCGAAGGGGAGGAAGCACCGCCUCCGCCGCCACCAGAGUAUCCCCUCGCAUGUCUUGUCACGGGCGGUACGGCGCAGCCGUAUGAGACGUUCUUCGCGCAGGCGUCCAAUAUCCUCGUCGGCACACCGGGCCGCCUCGCUUCCUUCCUCCUGUCGCCGCGAGGCAUGUCCGCCGUGCGCGUCGGCAACCUCGAUGUCCUGGUGCUCGACGAGGCUGACCGCCUCCUCUCUGCCCCCGACCACCGGCGGGACGUCGAGCGCAUCAUGCGCCACCUCCCCAAGCAGCGGCGCACGCACCUGUUUUCAGCGACGAUGACAGAUGCCGUCGAGGACCUCGUCGGCGUCGGUUUGCGCAACCCCGUCCGCAUCGUGGUCAACCUGAAAGACAAGCGCACCGGGGAGACCGCGACGGAGCGACGCGUCCCCAUGGGUCUCGCAAACACCUUCCUAGUCUGCGGACUGGCCGACAAGACGCUGCAGCUCCUUCGUGUAUUUCAGCGCGAAGCAAAACUCUACGAAGCAGCGAAAUUCAUCGUCUACUUCUCCACUGGCGCCGCCGUCGACUACUUCUACCGCAUCCUCUCACGCCUCCCCGAGAUGGCCAGCUACUCUCUAACGUCACUGCACGGCGACCUGCCGCCGCGGGUACGCGACGCCGCGCUGUCCGGCUUCAACGCGCACGCGUCGAGCCACCUCACGCCCGCCGUGCUGCUGUGCACGGAUGUGGCGGCGCGCGGCGUUGACUUCCCCGACAUCGACGCCGUGAUCCAGUACGACGCGCCGACGGACCCGAAGACGUUCUCGCACCGCGUCGGCCGCACCGCGCGCGCGGGCCGCGCCGGGCGCGCAAUCACCCUCCUCACCCGCGGGAGGGAGGAGCAGUACGUCGACUUCCUGCGCGUACGCAAGAUCCCGCUUGCGCCGCACCCCUACCUCGGCAGCGAUUUGGAGGAGGCGGCGGCGCCAGUGCCCGCCGAUCCCGACUCGCUUGCGCUGCUCACGCGCUUGCGCGACGUCGUGAUGACGGACCGCGACCUCGCGGACCGCGGGGCGAAGGCGCUCGUGUCCGCCGUGCGCGCGUAUACGAAGCAUGAGGCGAGCUUUAUUUUCCGCACCAAGGAUCUCGAUUACGCCGCGCUCGGAACCGCGUUCGGCCUCCUCCGCCUCCCGGUCAUGCCGGAGGUGCGGGACUGGCGGCGGCGGUGCGAGAAGGCGGCUGCCGCGAAGGAGAAGGCGGCGGAGGGCGAGGGUAAGGACGAGGGCAAGGAGAAGGGGGAGGCGCAGGAGAUGAAAGGGGAGGACGAGAACGAUAAGGACGAGAAGGACGACGGGGAACCGGCAGAUGACGUGCCCCAGCUCGCGUGGACGGACGCCGAGGUCGAGUGGGACGCGCUCGCCUACGCCGACAAGAAGCGCGAGGCGCAGCGCCAAGCCGCGUUGGCGGAGAAGGCCGCGAAGCGGGCGUCGGGCGAGCUCGAGGCUGAGCGCGAGCGCGAGCGCAAGAAGCGCAAGGUGCGCGCCGAGCUCAAUUCGGCGUGGAGCGUGCAGAAGGACCGGCGGGUGCGCAAGGAGGAGCGGCGGGAGAAGAAGGACAAAAAGGCCGAGGCGGCGUGGGCGCGCCGCAUCGCCGAGGGGCUCGUGGAGGAGGACGCGCCGGCGCCCGAGAAGCGCGCUACGAAGCGCAAGGUCAAGGAGGAUAGUGAGGAGGAGGACUUUGCGGACGAGUACCGCGCGCUCAAGAAGGAGGUCAGGAGCACGCGGGGGCGGGCGGAGAAGAAGGAAGCCGCGGGCAUGUUUGACGAUUUGGACUAGCGCUCGCACAACUAGAUACCCU
Cutaneotrichosporon oleaginosum is the source of this 2204-nucleotide messenger RNA. RefSeq lists its product as uncharacterized. Gene Ontology annotation, cellular component: nucleolus. Lineage: Eukaryota; Fungi; Basidiomycota; Tremellomycetes; Trichosporonales; Trichosporonaceae. Gene Ontology annotation, molecular function: RNA helicase activity; ATP binding; nucleic acid binding. The record is from RefSeq and is a predicted model, not a curated record.